CACCACCACCACCACCACCACCACCACGGCUCUGCCGCCUGUUGUCGUCUACAAACAACACACCUCGACCUGUUCGACCCUCGUUCGCUUCGCCGCCGCCGCAGACGCUCGCCGCCCCGUCUGCCCGUUCUUGUCGCCGCUCGUUGUUGGGCCAUGUUAUUUCGAUGCCGUGCCGGCCACCGUCGUCCGUCAAUGCGUAAUUCUUCGCCGGCUCCUCCAUAUUGUCGCUCAUAACCCGGCUCCUCGCCCUUCAGCUCCGCGUCCAGACCGGCCCCCUGAACGCCGUCGAGCCUUCCAACAACCGUCGAACCGCAUCGUCGCCGGCCCAAAACACGCCCGCAUCAUGCAGCCCGCGUCCGCAUCGCAGCGAAGCUACGCGCAACGGCGCUCCCCCGGCGCAGACCCUGGGCCGCCGCCCAACGUGCGGCCCAACUCGCCCGGAGUCGCCAUGCAGCCACGCUCCUCCACAGCUUCGUCGAGGUCUGGCCAGAGCAGCGGCUCCCGGCGGACGACCCGAGAUGGCUCGGGUGGCAGCGGCAGCGGCAGCUCCAGCUCCAGCGUGCCCUUGUCCCAAAUCGAGAAGAGCGUCACCCACCUGCUCGUCGCGACCAAGCAACUGCUGGAGACGCUGACGCAGUGGUCGCGCGGCCAGGCUACUGACUCCCAGGUAUCUGACGUCUACGUUCGGCUCGGUUACGAAUUCAACAUGGCGUGCCGCGCCUUCACCGCCAUCAACGUCGACACCUCCGAUCUGGGCAACGUCCCCGACCUGCUCAGACACAUCCUCGAGGCCACCCUGAGCCAGGAAGCGAGCGCCGAAAGCCUGGAGAAGUACCUACCGAGAAUACGAGACAUAAUCAUCAACCUGCUGCACGGGCUGAAGCGCAAGCAGCAGAGGUUGCGGCAGAAACAGCAGGGCAAGGACCGCGACGGCAACCCCCUACCGGAGAGGACGACGAGCGUAAGCACGGUAGGCAGCGGCACCAGCGGCCUCACGAACCUGUUGGAGGAGGGUCUGGAGAACGGCUAUCGACCGGAUUCGCAGCGCAGUGAGCGUCCACAACCACCGGCCGUCAAUUCGUCGCCCAGUCGUCGCUUCAACGCACAAAGAGACCAGUCCCGCGGCUCGCUUGCCUCCGAGCAGUCGUCGCUCUCCAGCACUACGAUGCAAAACAUCCCCGUCUUGCCCCCGUACCCGCCCGAAGACUCGACAAUGCCGUCCGCGUCCUCGAUAGGCGACCUCGGUGCCUUUCCUCCGCCGCCGCCGCCGCCUCCCGACAGUCAGUCGAGCGCCUUGGCUGCUCUGCAAAAGGGAGGAGAUCUCGAGCGCCGCGCCUCGCGACGAUACUCUCAGUACCAAAUAUCGAAGCAUCUCGGCGGCGUCAACGGGGUGCCCAUGCUGCCCCCACAGACUACACCAAUACCAAAUAGAGGCCAGAAGGAGGCGCGAGAGUCGUUGCGUGCCGUGCAGUCGCGAGAAUCUGUUCGCCACAGCCGAACCAUUUCGACGCAAUCGAGAAAUGCCGGCCUCGACUCAUCUCCAGCCAGAAUUCCGAGCCGCGUGUCCGAGGAGCCCCCGACUCCAGUGGCAGAGCCCUCCAAGGCUUUGCCGGAAAGCCCGGCGGUACGAAGCCCCGACGACAAAUACGCCCCAAGUGCCACGAUCAGCGGUCCGCUACAGGAGCCGUCAUCGUUUGCGCCCGAGACGAAACGCGGCGGCGACGAUGAGCCGACAAAGAAGGAGCAGAUCAAGUCGGAGGAUGUUCCCACUGCCCCUCAGCCCCCCGAACCGAAGCACAACGAGUCUUUCUUUCAGGUAUCGCCCCCGCCUACGCCCACCAAGGACCUCACGCUGUUCCUGCAGUACAAGUCCAAGGUCAAGAAGAUUGUGCUUCCGGAAGGACGCGACGAGCUUUCCAUCGGGCGGCUCCAGCUUGCCUUUAUUGAAAAGUUCUCUUGGAACACACAGCAGAACGGCGCAGACCUCCCCGAGAUAUAUAUUCAGGAUCCCGUCUCUGGCGUGCGCCACGAGCUCGAGGACUUGUCUGACGUAAAGGACCGGACCGUCCUGGUGCUCAACGUGGAGGCCCUGGACGAGGUCAAGAGACACAUUGACGACGGCAUGUCUGCGCUGACCAAGAUUGUCCGCGAAGUGAAGCAACACGUCGACGACCAGGGCGUCACCCUCCAAAGAGUGUCCGAUCGGCAACGUGAGACUGCGACUGAGCUGGCGCGACUGGCCGCGGCGCCUUCGCCGACACCGCCCGUGGACGGCUCGAAGCCGGUUAUUGGUGCUGGCAAGAAGCUCGGGGCGGGACAGCUUGGCGAGUUGCGAAGCUUACGCCGCGACCUUGCGGUCAUGCGGCAGACAUACUCUACUUUCCAGACCGAAGUCGAGAACUCCAUGUCUGCAAUCCGCAGCAAGGCCGCCAACGUCAAGACGGUAGCGGCCAAGGCGGCGAUCCCGGACAUCGAGGGCGAUGCCGGGUAUUCUUAUGUUACCAACGGACGAAAGCAGCUCAACGCGGAUUCAGACCGACUUGUCGCAAAGGUGGACGAUCUCCAGGAUCUGGUGGAAGAUUUGCGCAAGGACGUGGUGCACCGCGGUGUUCGUCCUCUGCCGCGCCAGCUGGAAGGUGUGGCCAAGGACAUUGGGUGUCUGAGCAAGGAGCUCAAGAGGAUGGACGAGUACAUGACGUCCGAGAAGCCGAUCUGGACCAAGAUCUGGGAGAAGGAGCUCGAGGACGUGUGCCAGGGCCGCGACGAGCUCCGCCUUAUGGAGGACCUGCUCGUCGACCUGCGCGACGACCUGGAAAAGGCCAACGAGACCUUUACGCUCGUAGAACAGGCGACCAAAGAGCAGAUGAAGGACAACGGGACCGGGGCGAGCGCCGGCACCGCGCGCCAGUUCUCCAAGGGCCUCAACAACCUCGGCAACAGUCUAGACCAGAACGCGGCCAAGGAAGACGUGCUCGGCGAAGUCAGAGCGCUGCAGCCAAACCACGAGGACAGGCUAGAGGCCAUCGAGCGGGCGGAGAAGCUGCGGCAGAAGGAGCUCGAGGGCCGGCGGGGCAACGCCCUGCAGAGGGAGAUUGCCAAUUUCGUCGAAGAGGGCAAGCUGAAGAAGUCUGGCGGCUUCGAGGAGGUGGAGCGUUCCAGGAAGGCCAAGGACGACAGGAUACGGCGGGAGGUGUGGGAGCGCCAGAACGGCAUGAUCCCCGAGAACCCCGUCGGCGAGGAGGAGGUGACGUUUGAGGACGCGCCCGAGGAGGCGCCAGACGAGGCCGAGGCGCCGACAGAGGCGUCUUGAAUGAGCAAGCGAAGCGGCAGCACGGGUUCGAAUGAUUGCCCCCCCCCUUUUUCUUAUUUAUACUACUAGGCCGUCUCGUCGACGGGUCGUUUGACACGCAGUUCGGAUGAGAACUCGCCGGCCGGCCGCCCCAUUUCUCUCCCUCUCUCCCCGCGGCGCACUGUCAAGGCGACACCCCGAGAGUACCACAUAUAUAUAUCAUGGAUGCAUCCGACGAAUCUGAUAGGUAUAACGAGAUUGUAUCAUAAGUAACACUACGCUAUGCUACACUACACUACACUACGCUACAACAUCCGCCGCCCGCCCGGCCCUGUUAUACAAAGGGGUUUACUUUUUUUUAUAACUUCGACCUUGAUUCAUCGGUGUUUUUCCCCCCUGUUGCUUGUGUGGCGAGGAUUUUCUGGCUUUCAGCUUUUGGUGCGGUGGCGCUGCCGUGUGUUUGUGUUUUUCGUCUCUGUUGCUUGCUUUUUUUU
Purpureocillium takamizusanense is the source of this 3783-nucleotide messenger RNA. RefSeq names its product Bud site selection protein 6 (gene BUD6). Lineage: Eukaryota; Fungi; Ascomycota; Sordariomycetes; Hypocreales; Ophiocordycipitaceae. Bases 344 to 3310 code for a protein of 988 amino acids. The record is from RefSeq and is a predicted model, not a curated record. Gene Ontology annotation, molecular function: cytoskeletal regulatory protein binding. Gene Ontology annotation, cellular component: cytoplasm; cell tip. The transcript is spliced from 2 exons. Gene Ontology annotation, biological process: establishment of cell polarity.